AUGUAUGUCAAGCAGAUCAUUAUCCAAGGCUUCAAGAGCUACAAGGACCAAACGGUCAUUGAGCCAUUUUCCCCUAAACACAACGUUAUUGUUGGCCGCAAUGGUUCCGGCAAGAGUAACUUCUUUGCGGCCAUCCGCUUCGUUCUUAGCGAUGCAUAUACCCACCUCGGAAGGGAGGAGCGACAAGCCCUCUUGCACGAAGGUUCCGGUUCAGCUGUGAUGUCCGCCUACGUGGAGAUUAUCUUCGACAACUCCGACGAUCGAUUCCCUACCGGCAAACCUGAGGUCGUCCUCCGUCGUACUAUCGGCAUCAAGAAGGACGAAUACACCCUCGAUCGCAAAAAUGCCACCAAGAACGAUGUUAUGAACUUGCUCGAGUCGGCCGGUUUCUCUCGAUCCAAUCCUUACUAUAUUGUCCCGCAAGGUCGAGUCACUGCUUUGACUAAUAUGAAGGAUUCGGAGCGUCUGGUCCUACUCAAGGAAGUUGCCGGUACCCAGGUCUACGAAGCUCGUCGAUCGGAGUCUCUGAAAAUCAUGAACGAGACCAAUAGCAAACGCGCGAAGAUCGAUGAACUCCUGGACUACAUCAAUGAACGACUUGCCGAACUUGAGGAAGAAAAGGACGAGCUUCGAAGCUUCCAAGAGAAAGACAAGGAACGCCGCUGUUUAGAAUACACCAUCUACUCACUCGAACAACAGGAAAUCGGCAAGGUUCUCAAUGAGAUCGAAGAGCGGCGACAGAAUGGAGUUGAGGAUGCCGACAACAAUCGUGAUCAGUUUGUUGAAGGCGAGAAAGCCAUGGCCCAGAUUGAUGCUGAGAUCGCGGAAUGCCGACAACAAAUUGAGUUCCUAAAGGUUGACAAGGCCCAACUAGAGGAUGAGCGCCGUGAAGCAUCCAAAACUCUGGCUCAGUACGAAUUGCAGGCCAAGUCUCUUUCCGACAAUCAGGCUGCCGCUCAGGCACUGAAGUCACGAUACGACGCCGACCUCAGCUCUGUUCAAACCGCUAUUGCCGAGCGCGAGGCUGAAUACCAGGAGAUCCUCCCGCGCUUCAAUGCCUUGAAGGAUCAGGAAGAUACUGCCAAGUCGCAAUUGAUGGAUGCCGAGACAUCGCGUCAGCGUCUGUAUGCAAAGCAGGGCCGGAACUCAAGGUUCAAAAACCAGUCCGAACGAGACAAGUGGCUCAACCUGGAAGUCCGCGAAAGCCAAAGCUCUAUCAAAACGGUGCAGAGUGUGAUCUCCCAGACCCAGGACGACAUCAAGGACCUGGAAGCCGAGAUUGCUGCUUUGGAGCCGGAGACUGAACGCUUGCGCCAACAGAUCGAUGGACGAGGCGAUACAAUGCACUCGGUAGAUCAACUAGUUCAAGAUGCUAAGGAUGAACGGGAUCGUUUAAUGGACCAGAGAAAGGAACUCUGGAGAGAGGAGGCAAAGCUCGACUCGGUGCUUUCCAAUGCAUCCCAGGAGGUGGACCGUGCGGAGCGCAACCUCUCACACAUGAUGGAUAACAACACCAGUCGCGGAAUUGCUGCAGUGCGCCGAAUUGUGCGCCAGCAUAACCUUGAAGGGGUUUAUGGUACUUUGGCUGAACUUUUCGAUGUCAGCGACAGGUAUCGUACCGCUGUCGAAGUAACCGCUGGCCAGAGUCUCUUCCACUACGUUGUCGACACCGAUGAAACUGCAACAACUGUUCUCGAGUACCUGCAGAAGGAGAAGGCUGGCCGUGUGACUUUCAUGCCUCUAAACCGUCUUCGCACUAGGCCGAUGGUCAUGCCCCGUGCUAGUGACACAAUCCCCAUGAUCGAUAAGUUGCAGUACGACCCAGCAUAUGAGAGAGCCUUCCAGCACGUGUUCGGCAAAACCAUCAUUUGCCCUAACCUGCAAGUUGCCUCGCAAUACGCUCGCAGUCACGGUGUCAAUGCUAUCACUCCCGAGGGUGAUCGGUCAGACAAGCGUGGUGCUCUUACCGGUGGUUACCAUGACUCCCGUCAGUCACGACUGGAAGCCGUCAAGGGUCUAGGAAAGUGGCGAGAUGAGUACGAAAUUAAGAAAAACCGGGGCACAGAAAUUCGAAAAGAGUUGGAAGCACUUGACCAACUGAUCACAAAGGCCGUCGGUGAACUGCAAAAGCUCGAGCAACAGAGGCAUCAGGUUCAGAACAGCAGUGGGCCUCUGCGACAGGAGUUGAGAGCCAAGCGUGAUCUUCUCCAACAAAAGAACGACAACCUCGAAGCCAAGCGACGCGCUCUGCGGAAUGUGGAGUCUAAUCUUGCGGCAUUGAAUGAUCAGGUCAAUGCUUUCCAGGCCGAAUUAUCAUCGCCUUUCCAGAAAGCCCUCACCACGGAAGAGGAAGCUCAAUUGGAGACCUUGAGCAGCACAGUGCAAGACCUGCGCCGCCAGUACCAAGAGCUUUCGAGUCAGCGCAGCGAGCUGGAGGCACGCAAAUCGGUGCUGGAAGUUGAGCUUCGAGAGAACCUCAACCCUCGCCUUGAUCAACUCCUGAACCGGGACCUUGACAUUGCCGAUGAGGAAGUCCAGGGCAACCUGAAGGAGACACAGCGUGAGGUGAAACGCAUUAGUCAGGCUUUGGAGAAGCUGAAUGCACGGCUGAAGGAGGUUGACGUUUCGAUUGAGGAAGGUAAUGCUCGGGUUUUGGGAUUGCAACAGCGUAACGCGGAGACCCGGCGGGAGAUCGAAGAGCUCGCUCGAUCUAUCGAGAAGCACCAACGCCGUAUGGAGAAGAGCAUGCAAAAGAAGGCCGCACUAACCAAGCAGGGUGCUGAAUGUGCAGCCAACAUUCGCGCCCUCGGAGUCCUUCCGGACGAAGCGUUCACCAAAUACCAAAACACCGACUCCAACACUGUUGUCAAAAAGCUGCACAAGACAAACGAGGCUCUCAAGAAGUAUUCUCAUGUCAACAAGAAAGCUUUCGAACAGUACAACAGUUUCACCAAGCAACGUGAGACUCUGACAACCCGUCGGUCCGAGCUGGAUGCGUCGCAAAAGUCCAUCGAUGACCUCAUCGCUGUUCUCGAUCAACGCAAAGAUGAAGCCAUUGAGCGGACAUUCAAGCAGGUCUCUAAAGAGUUCCACAACGUCUUCGAAAAGCUUGUUCCAGCCGGUCGCGGUCGUCUUAUCAUUCAGCGAAAGACCGACCGUGCUGCCCGGACCGAUGACGACGUUGACUCCGACGACGAGCAAGCUCGGCAAAGUGUCGAGAAUUACGUCGGCGUUGGCAUCAGCGUGAGCUUUAAUAGCAAGCACGAUGACCAGCAGCGUAUUCAACAGCUGAGUGGUGGACAAAAGAGUCUUUGUGCCCUCGCACUCGUCUUCGCCAUCCAGGCUUGUGAUCCUGCGCCUUUCUACUUGUUCGAUGAGAUCGAUGCCAAUCUGGAUGCGCAGUAUCGUACCGCUGUUGCACAGAUGCUCAAGUCUAUCUCCGACUCGACCAACGGACAGUUCAUCUGCACUACCUUCCGACCUGAGAUGUUGCAUGUGGCCGAGAAGUGCUACGGUGUAAGCUUCCGGCAGAAGGCCAGUACCAUCGAUGUCGUUUCAAGAGAAGAGGCUCUGAAGUUCGUGGAAGAGCAGAAGACGUAG
This is a messenger RNA of Penicillium bovifimosum, 3600 nucleotides long. RefSeq names its product chromosome segregation protein SMC. Gene Ontology annotation, cellular component: chromosome. The coding region runs from base 1 to 3600 and encodes 1199 amino acids. Gene Ontology annotation, biological process: mitotic sister chromatid cohesion. The record is from RefSeq and is a predicted model, not a curated record. Lineage: Eukaryota; Fungi; Ascomycota; Eurotiomycetes; Eurotiales; Aspergillaceae. The transcript has 5 exons. Gene Ontology annotation, molecular function: double-stranded DNA binding; protein binding; ATP hydrolysis activity.